Molecule: messenger RNA, 2630 nt
Organism: Dothidotthia symphoricarpi CBS 119687
Lineage: Eukaryota; Fungi; Ascomycota; Dothideomycetes; Pleosporales; Dothidotthiaceae
Product: arginyl-tRNA synthetase
Exons: 3
Coding region: 321-2264 (647 amino acids)
Biological process (GO): mitochondrial translation; arginyl-tRNA aminoacylation
Cellular component (GO): cytoplasm; mitochondrion
Molecular function (GO): arginine-tRNA ligase activity; ATP binding
Source: RefSeq, a predicted model, not a curated record
UGCAGCAAACCCUUAGCCGCCAUAGUGCCACACUUUUCAAUUCUUUUUCUUCUUGUUUGCUGAGGCCGCUGGCGACUCAUUGCUCUUCUUUGACUCAUACACGCACACUCGGAACAGUCACACAUUGCCCUUUGAAGCUCACUACCCCGCGACUGCGCACACAGUUCAAGUUUGUCUCACACACACGGCGCAUAUCACACGCGUACAAAGAUUUCAAAGCUCCAAGCACGGAGCAUCGACGUCACUACUACUCCCAGAUUGACUCUCGACCCUUCAAACCAUUCGCGAAUCUCGACGCGUCGGCGCGUUCAGCAGUCAGCAUGGAAGAGCUCACCAAAAACCUCCAGGCGCUUGGUCUCGACACUGUUCCCCAGGAACCCAACACAUAUCCCGCUCUGAACCCAUUCGACAUCUACAGGAGCCACAUCACCGAGUUGUUCGCACAGGCGUCGGGUGUAGACAAGAAGAUAAUAUACCCAACGCUCGCAUGGACAGCAAAGCCAGAGCAUGGCGAUUUGCAGCUGGCAGUUCCCGCGCUUCGAAUCAAGAAGAAGAAGGAUGAAAUGGCGGCAUUUGCACAGGAGUUGGCAGACAAGUUUCCUGAGUCGCCGCUAGUCAAGAAGCCAAUCGUCACAAACACCUCCAUUGGCUUCUUCUUCAAGCCAGAACCACUCGUAUCGCUCAUCCUCCCUACCAUUCUCAAAUCUGGCUCGAGCUUUGGCUUCAACAAGAAUCUUGGUCUCAAAAACCCGUCAGACCCGUCGUCGGGAAAGCAGAAGAUGAUUGUCGAAUUCAGUUCGCCCAACAUCGCUAAGCCGUUCCAUGCUGGUCAUUUGCGAAGCACAAUCAUUGGUGGUUUUCUUGCCAACCUGUACGAGGGAGCUGGGUGGGAUGUCAUUCGAAUGAACUACCUUGGCGACUGGGGCAAGCAGUACGGUGUUUUGGCUAUUGGAUUUGAUCUGUUCGGCAACGAGGAAGAGCUAGUAAAGAAUCCAAUUGGCCACCUCUACGACAUCUACGUUAAGGUCAGCAACAUUCAGCGUGAGGAGGGAGACCAGGUGAAGACGCUGAAGGCAGAAGUCGCCAAGCUGAAAGAGGAGGGCAAGGAUGCUACCACACACGAAGACCAAAUCAAGAAGCUUGAGAACGAGGGUAUCGAUGAGCAGGCUAGGAAGUACUUCAAGGGCAUGGUCGAUGGUGAGCCUAAGGCACUCGGCAUCUGGAAGCGCUUCAGGGACCUUUCGAUUGAAAAGUACAAACAGACAUAUGCUCGAUUGAACAUCCGCUAUGACGACUACAGUGGGGAGUCGCAAGUCAAGGAUGAGAGCAUGGACCUCGCCGCAAAGAUUAUGUGGGAGAAGAAGGUAUGCGAGGAUUCAGAGGGCGCCGUAAUCGUCGACCUUACACCACACUCGAAGAAGCUCGGCAAGGCUGUAGUAAAGAAGAAGGAUGGAACAUCACUAUACCUCACUCGAGAUAUCGGUGCUGCACUUGAGCGUGUGGACAAGUACCACUUUGACAAGAUGAUCUACGUUGUUGCCUCGCAACAAGAUCUGCAUCUCGCGCAGCUGUUCAAAAUCGAAGAGCUGAUGGGCCGCAAAGACAUCUCGGAAAAGUGCCAGCACAUCAACUUCGGCAUGGUCCUCGGUAUGAGUACCCGAAAAGGCACAGCCAAGUUCCUCGACGAUAUCCUCCGGGACGUCGGUGACAAGAUGCACGAAGUCAUGAAGACCAACCAGGCCAAAUACGAACAAGUCGAGAACCCCGAGAAAACUUCCGACGUCCUCGGAAUCAGCGCUGUCAUGGUUCAGGACAUGAGGGGUAAGCGAAUCAACAACUACACCUUCGAUAUGGACCGUAUGUGCUCUUUCGAAGGUGAUACUGGCCCAUACCUCCAAUACGCACACGCCCGUCUCAACUCCAUUUACCGAAGAGCCAUUGCUGCCGAUCCGUCAUUGGAGAGCCUCGACCUCACUACCGCCGAUCUCACACUACUCAAGGAGCCCCACGCCAUUGACCUUGUUCGUCAAUUGGCGGCGUGGCCAGAUACAUUCAUCAACACAGUCAAGACGCAGGAGCCGACCACGGUCCUCACGUAUCUAUUCAGGAUGGCGCACGCAGUUAGUGGAAGUUACGACCAUCUGCAAGUCGUGGGUAGCGAGAAGAACGUCAUGAUUGCGAGGUUGGCGUUGUAUGUUGCCGCCAGGAAGGUACUGAACAACGGUAUGCGACUUCUAGGGCUGAGCCCUGUGGAGAGGAUGUAGACAGUGAAAUCUAAAAUCGCAAAAAGACCAACUGAGGAGAAAGAGGCAUUCGGCCCGUCGGCUCGUCGGGUAUGGAUGAGGAUCAUGUUGGCGUUGGGGACAUCGUUGAAUCGAAAUGAGUGAUGCAUUUACGUGAUAGAAGAGGCAUUUUUGUAGCGCGGUAUGGUAGACAAACACCACGUAGACAUGGUUGUACAAAAGAUCAUCAUUUGUGUUCAACCAGGUCGUCUAUAUAGGUGAUUGUACAGCAUUCAAGCUUCCCAGAAGUGUCACAUUGAAUCUAGGGAAGCUGUGGUCGUGUAUGAACGGACUCUUGCUGCAUGACGUCUCGUGCAACAUAGCAACAAAAUUUGUCAAGGGACGAGG